CUCGCUGCACGGUUUGGUUCCCCCUUCUGAAACUUCCUUCGUAAUCUUCCUCAAAUCUCGUCAAUUUUCCACUCCUCCUUCUUCCUCUCUCUCUCUCUCUCUCUAGAACCAGAUGAACAUUUUCUAGGGUUUUAGCUUCCACCCUCACAACCGCUUCAAAUUCCACGAUUUCUCGAUUCUCCUUCUAGGGUUUCGUUUCCAUGGCUGAAUGGCAAUCGCUCUUGCAAUCCAUUAUCGUCGGUCUCAUUUUCUCUUACCUUCUCGCGAAGCUAAUCUCCAUCGUGGUUUCAUUCAAGGAGGAUAAUCUCACCAUCACACGGGCUGCGGCGGAGCCUGAUGACGCCGCCGCCGCCAAGCAACACGACGACGCCGUUUCAGCUUCCGAUGCCGCCGCGGCGCAACGCUCUGAGCUUGAGUCGGUGAUGGCUGAGCAGGGUAGCGUGAGGAAUGAGAGCCUUGAUGGCGGUGACGAUGAUUACGAGGAUGAUUGGGAAGGGGUGGAGAGUACGGAAUUGGAUGAGGCGUUUAGUGCUGCUACGGCGUUUGUUGCUGCUGCCGCCGCUGAUCGGCUCUCGCAGAAGGUUUCUAAUGAUGUGCAGCUGCAGCUUUAUGGGUUGUAUAAGAUUGCCACGGAGGGUCCCUGUAGCACGCAGCAGCCUUCGCCUAUCAAACUCACCGCUCGAGCUAAAUGGCAAGCGUGGCAGAAAUUGGGUGCUAUGCCUCCUGAAGAUGCAAUGCAGAAGUACAUUGAUAUUGUGACUGAACUAUAUCCUACUUGGCUUGAUGGUUCUUCUUUGAGGAGCAAAACUAGUGAUGGUGAUGGGCAUAGUUCAGAUGCUAAGGGACCAAUGGGGCCAGUGUUCAGCUCUUUCGUUUAUGAAGAGGAAUGUGGCAGUGACUCUAAAAUGGAUGCCAUUCAUGGAUUUGCUAGGGAAGGAGAUAUGGCUAAUCUGCUCAAGUGCAUCGAAGAUGGUGUUUCAGUGAAUGUGAAAGACAGUGAGGGCCGGACACCAUUGCACUGGGCUGUGGAUCGGGGCCACCUUGAUGUCACCGAGCUGCUUCUUGGCAGGAACGCUGAUGUAAAUGCCAAGGAUAAUGAUGGACAAGCUCCACUGCACUAUGCUGUUACAUGUGAGAGAGAAGCCAUAGCUGAGUAUUUAGUGAAGCAUAAAGCAGAUACAGAUUUAAAGGAUAAUGAUGGGAGUUCCCCGCGUGACAUCUGUACGUCAAACUGGCCGUGCAUGCAGCAGGUGGGGGAAGUAUAUUGAUUGUUAGCUUUCUUUGUUGCUGCUUUUGGCUAAUAUAACCCUACCCAAAUGCCUUCAGGAUAUGUACUUGUGGAUAUAACUCAAUUUUUUGCCCUUAGUCUUGUUAAUACACCCUUUUCAGUGUAGUUUACGCCUAUGCACUGCUUAGGUUAUGGUUAAUCAAGUAUAUUUCGUUCUAUUA
Molecule: messenger RNA, 1449 nt
Organism: Lotus japonicus
Lineage: Eukaryota; Viridiplantae; Streptophyta; Magnoliopsida; Fabales; Fabaceae
Product: acyl-CoA-binding domain-containing protein 1-like
Exons: 6
Coding region: 201-1268 (355 amino acids)
Molecular function (GO): protein binding; fatty-acyl-CoA binding
Source: RefSeq, a predicted model, not a curated record